This is a messenger RNA of Nezara viridula (southern green stink bug), 453 nucleotides long. NCBI's taxonomy places the organism in Eukaryota, Metazoa, Arthropoda, Insecta, Hemiptera, Pentatomidae. The record is from the annotation of a GenBank genome assembly.
AUGUUCAAUCAUGCCCAACUGGACUACAACAAUUGCACAAAUGCAACCAACGCCUGCCGUACCAUGGGUACCAUUGUCCUACAGACAAAACUGAGACAUCCUGCCAACCAGCCUCACUUGGCAUUCAACUUGCGCAGUGAUACUUCGAACCGGAGAUAUCCCGCUAAACUGCCCACUAAUGGCAAUCAUCUUCGAUGGUUUACCACAGUUGUAACCAUCUCGCAGUUCUGCCCGCUAUUGGCACCAACUGGCGCAGCGAUGGUCCACCACAGUUGUAGCCAUCCCGCCGACCUGCCCUCAAUUGGUGAAACACGGCGUGAACUAGACCUCGACUCACUGAAGGCAUCCGCUACAUCACCCUCAAGGCUCCAAUCGGCAUGUAUGAUGUUCUCUCAACAACUUUCUGGGACAGAUCUUCUAGGCAGUGCUUAUCAACAGUGUGGAACAGCUUAA